CUUUCUAUCUCCCUCCACAGUCUCUCGUUCCCAGGUGUCCUCACAGAGCCAGGAAGUGCUGAUGGAGAACGUGACCCGGAUGUCGGAGCGCUCUCGGCUGCUCCAGCAGACCCUGGGCGAGGUGUCUACUCAGGUUGACCUGCUGGAGAACAUUUGGAAACUGGAGAACCUCUUCCAGAACCACAGCAACUGGCUGCAGAGGCUGGAGAUCCUCAUCAAGGGCCUGGAGGUGGAGCUGAGAACCAUCCAGGCUCAAUCACUUCAGUCAGAGGGCUACCUGGUGCAGCUGGAUGACAGGUUGUCCUCUCUGAGCAGCUCUGCUGGCAGGAACCUGACAGGCUUAAUUGCAGAGGUGUCCCGAACCUCAACCUGGCUCCGCAACCAGGACAUCCUUGUCAGGGAAACUUCAGGACAGAUGAGCAGGCUGACUGAAAAACUGGACGAGGUUAAUUGGACUGUGGGAGCUGUCAAUCACACCUUCAGCAAUGACAUCAGUAUUCACCACUUGAAGAUACAAGACUUGCAGAUCCAGAUCAGCAACAUAACAGAGGACACCAGCAGUUUAUGGGUGACCCAUGUCCACACGGAGGCCCAGCUGAGGAAUGAAAUGGAGAUCCUCAACACAAUUACAGAGGACCUCCGCCUAAAGGAUUGGGAGCACUCCAUGGCCCUGAAGAACCUCACCAUAUUAGAAGGUCCUCCAGGGCCAAAGGGAGAGAAGGGUGACACUGGACCACUGGGUCCCGCCGGGGCUCCUGGGUUGACAGGCCUGAGAGGUUUUACAGGAGAAAAGGGGAUCCAGGGCCCUCGGGGAGUCAAAGGGCCUGUUGGGGCCGACGGUGUUCAGGGAGAAAAAGGAGAAGUUGGACCUGUUGGUCCUAGAGGUGACAGAGGAGAGAGAGGAUUUAAGGGUGAGAAGGGGGAGCGAGGAGACCGAGGAGAGAAAACAGUGGAGGAGACCCUGGUGCGGCUGGUGAACGGAUCAGGUCCUCAUGAAGGUCGCGUGGAGGUUUUCCAUGAACGACGCUGGGGGACGGUGUGUGACGACGUCUGGGAUAAAAAGGAUGGAGACGUGGUGUGUAGAAUGCUGGGAUACCAAGGAGCCACUGAGGUCCAUAAGACUGGACGCUUUGGACAGGGUAUUGGUCUGAUCUGGAUGGAUGACGUGGCGUGUACAGGGACUGAAGACACCAUCCACCAGUGUAAGUUUCCUGGCUGGGGCAAAACCAACUGCGGCCACGUGGAGGAUGCUGGUGUGACCUGCGCCGUCUAAAACCUUUACGAUACCGACACAUUGCAGGGGCCGAGCAUCUCCUUAAAUAGUUCCUUAAACUCUCAAGAAGCUACGAGGUGCACAACUUCUUAUCGUUGCCAGGAGUGUCACGAAUUUAAAAAGAUUGUUCAAACAUGAGCUGGUCCAUGGGGGUGAUCGCACGACAGGACUCUUCAUCAGGACUGCUCCAUCAGACUGAAUUAUAGAGUCUUCAAUGAAGGUCGAAGGUCAUCUUUCGUAGGGCCCCUCUUCCCUCAGAGGCUCGUCUAGGGUCAGGAUUGCUGUUUUUGACCUCUGAGGGGCCCGCGCCCACAGAGGAGCCAAUCCAACAACUUCAUCAUCCCUUGGCCUUCGUUUGUCAGCUGAGUUCUCCCAAGUUGCUGAGGAGCUGAAACGGCACAUAAAGAAACCGACGAGACUACGUCAUCGACAAACUGAUUUUUCAUUUAAUGGCAGCUGCUCUUCACAGUAUUAUGUAGGAAUGGCUUUUGAGUGAUGCUAAACAUACACCGUGUUGCCUUGUCAUAUAUCGUAUAGCAUUACCCAGUAAGCAAUCAUUUGAUCAUUUGCAGGUCAAAAGCUUGCGACAGUUAAAACUGGACCAAAUUUGCAAAGCUGAUUCUUUAAAUAUUUUAAAACAUGUUUAUAGUUUCUCUAGGUUUACUUGCUAGCUUACUACUUUUUUUUGCACAUCACCAUAAUAGUGUGAAACCAGUGACAUUACUGUGUAUCGCUUCGGCUAUGUGCAUUAUACAAACAAAAUGGGCUCCAUUUGUGAAAACAUAGCGCUACAGUGUACAUAAGGGAGAUUAAUACCUCUGUAGUUUUAGUUUUGUGUUCCGACCCACAAAUUAAUCAAUCUUAUAUCUAGCCACACUGUAUGUUACCUGUGUAGCACUUAAGGCACAAAAAGUUAGAGACAAGCAGUAGAAAUAAGUGGAACAUCUAGCAUCUGAAGAUCCAGAUAUUUUUCUGAGUCGUUGGUAGAGACCAGAAUAGGGCUAAAAGGAUCGUAAUUAUUGGGCUUUCAUCCAUCAGGUGGACAAACACCACUCCAGAUUAAUGCUAAUGUUGUUCUGUGUUUGCUGGAUGUCUGUUUUUCAGCCUGUUGUAAAGUUCUUCAAAAAUCAAUUUUUGCAGUUUUUUAGCACAGUUUUAACCUCAACAUCUCAACGUCUUUUAACCUGCAAAUCAUCAAAUCUGUGUUUGCUUUAUAUUUCUAUUAUAAAUGAAAAUGAACAAAAAAAAACAACCAGGCAACUAAGAAAGAUUCUUUAAAGGGUUAUCAGUCACUGCAGUUAACAGAUGAAGCAGUUAUGAAGAAGAGAGAAGAGAUGAGUAUAAACAGAUGGUUGCAUGGACGCCUGCCAUGUUUGAUUUACAAUGGUCGGUCUGUCAGUGUUUACUGCCAAACGUUGGCUUGUUUCAGUAUUAAUGCAUAUUGUAUGUACACACACACAUACACACCAAACCAACCAACCAUAAAAGACAAGCCUUUUCUGAGUUUUAUGCCUCUCUCAGUGGAGCUUAAUCUUUAUGGCUGCCCUCAAAUCUAAUAAGGCUGGUACAUCCCAAGUGUCACCUCUCCUUCCAAGCCAACAGGAGACAGGCAGGAACGUGUCUCUUCAUGUUUUGUACCUUAAAAUUUGGCAAACUUCAUAUGCCCCACCCCUUCUUAGGACCUGAAGUUGAAUUCCCCCUGCCCCAAUAUUCUGUAGUGAAAUCAGUCUGUAUAAGCUCUCCUAGUUCAAAGAAGAAUUAUCCAGCACACUGUCUUUUCAUGAAAAUGAAUCUGCACCCAGAGUGUGUUCCUAUGAGGGAGGAAGAAAGAUGUUGAAUAUAAAUUAGAUUUUUAAGACAGUGCAGCCAGAAAAUACUUCUAUUUUAUCGUCAUGUUCAAGUGCCUUGGUGUUUGUUGAGGGUUUCUGUUUUAAACCACAAGUCUGCCACAGAAGAAGACAAAUUAAAGAAGGAAAAGGGGAAAGGGGAGUCUGGGGAAAGGGAAAAUGAGGUGAGAAACCAGACUCAAUAGACGGAUGUGUCUCAAAAGACGCUAUAGCAACACUAAAGGGAAUUGUUGGUGGGUAACAUGUUUCUCUAGUACAUUUUCCUAAAUAGUUGAAUAACUCCCUCACUAGCUUCACUUCUGGUAUAACCACAAACUUUUUUGUUUUUUUUACCUUUUAGCAUUGCCAAAUAACACAAAUGUUAAUACACCCGUUAAUGAGCAUUGACAACUUGUUGGCCGACCAGAAAGCUAGUUGUUUAUCUUUUUCAUUUUAGUUUGCUUAUCUUUAGGCCUGAAAAUAUUUGUUCACAAGGUUUGGAAACUGUUUUAUAAAGGCAAUAAUACUCCUACAUGUUUCUUACUGUGACUAUCAGGAUUUAAUGACAGUAUGUGGCCAACUAAUGUAUCCCAGUUGUAUCUUUCAUAGUAUUAUUGCCAACGGCAAAUUAAUCUGCAAUAAUUUAGAUAACUAAGUAAUUGUUUAAGUCAUUUUUCAAACAGAAAUGCCAAAUAUUAUCUAGACUAUUUGCUGCUUUUCUCUGUUUAAUGUAACUGUUAAGUGGACAUAUAUUUUGUACUGCUGGUUGGACAAAACAAGACAUUGGUGUGAUGGACAUUCUUUAAUUAUUUUAGCAAAUUUGACGGACCAAGUGAUGAAUAUUUAAUCGAGAAAAUAAUCAGCAGAUAAAUGUAUUAAGAAAAUAAUCAUUACUUGCAGACCUAAAACACAUACAUGUCUUAAUAUCUCAUAGAGACAAGGUCAGCAUACAUCUGCAUAAAUCGCAAAGUAGACCUUGAAAGAUAAAGAAAUGCAGAAGAUUCAUUUAUAUUUGCGUAAAUUUUUCUCAGAUAUCAGACAGAAAUAUUUGUGGAAAUUCUUUUCUCAGCACAGGAAGCAAUAAAACAAAAUAUGACAUGUGGAAUACAGCAGCUCACAGCGACAGAACCUCCUCACCACGUUCGUUGCUUCUGAUGCCAACUUCAAACGAUUUCUGGGCAGUCGAGCUCUUCAAAUCUAACAACAGAUUAAAGAAACCGAUGACAGAUCUCUCACUGCAACUUAGGGCUGCCAAAGUAGAAAGUUACCUAGUAUGACACCACAAUGCAGUUAUCAUUCAGGCAUGUUUAAUACAGAAUGAUUUGUCUUGGGUGAAUGGUGCACAUGGUAGCCUACAUAAUGCAGAUCAACAGGAACAUAAAAACAGUCAAUAUACGUUUAAUAAAUACAGUAUUAGAAGAAGAAGAUGACAUACUUUAUUAAUCCCAAAAGGGGAGAUUCUAUGGUUUUCACUCACUUGUUAGUUUAGUAUUAUACACACAGGUCUGAACGCAACUUGAUAUACACUGUGGUUACACUUUGUUUUUUUCUAUUUGAAAAUGUUCUAUGAAUGGAACAAAUUAGAAAUGUACAAGGCCAUGGAGUUGUAUACUUUCCAACUAAUGUGUGCAUGAUUGAGUGUAAUACUCACGCACUUGCUCACCAAAGUGUAGCUGAAAGUACGACUGAGUGGCAGCCAGGCGGUUUGUGUGUCUGGUCUUGAUGACUCUCAUUCAUCUUGUCACAUUCAGCACUUUGGCCGUGGACUUAUUACUGUAAACUCUGCCUUUCUAAAACAACAGCCAAAGAUAACACCCAGGGCUCCUUCAGUAUAUUUUCACUCUGCUUAUUUGUUUUAACCAGAGAAGCAAACUAAAUAUUUUUGAUCGAAAUUCCUGUGAUACAUUUUCUCAAAAAAUAGUUUUGUAUUUACACAGGGUUAGGUAUGUUUUAUUCUACAGUAUUGAACAGGACUUUGAUAUUCAUGAAAGCAAUAUUUAACAAUAACGUAUUUUUAUAGAAGCAGCUGUGAAGAUAUGGCAGCGUUCCCAGCUUUUGUUUCUACGCUUGUCUGCCACUGAAGAGAGAGAGUUUAUCAACUUUUUGGCAUUUCCUUUUUACCUGAAGUGGUGCCAAGUGGAAGAAUUAAAGAGGGGAGGUUCUUGAUCUCGCUCAUAUCAUACAGUAUGCUAGGUAUUUGACAGCAGAUUGGACAGCAGAGUCAAGUAUUUAGAGCACAACUUCGCUAACUGGCAAAAUAUGAUUAAAACAUAUUUCUGGCUUCUCUCAUCCAUGACCAGUACUGUAUGAUCUUGAAUGGUCAGCUCAGCUAACUACAGUAGCUUAUCUACAUAUAUAGGUAGUUUAAACACAGAUGAAUUAGGAAGGUAGAUUAGUGCCGUUUCACUUUAAAAAACUGACCAAGCAGCUACAGGAGAAAAAAAAAUUGUAACCCUUUUUUCACCUGUGACUCAAUUUCUAGUUCCCAAAUUUCAGUCACACAGACUGAAAGUAUUACAGAUGUUUGUGUUCUACUAUCAUAAUAUUUGAAUAUGUUUUUACUAAGCCUAUUAUUAAGCAAAUAUCAACACAUGUGCUCACAUAAUCUCCUUCAACUCCUUUGCAUAUCAAAUUACAGGCAUCCUUACCUAAAGAUGAAGAAACUGAAGUAGUGGUUAAAAUCUGAUUAAAAUUCAUGACUACUGACUGUCACCUCUAUGUGUAAUAUUGUUACUUUUGGAGGGAUGUAGAUACUUCAUCCUAAAGGUAUAAUCAAGUUGCUUCAGAGAAAUCUAAACUAAAAGUAAAACUUUUCUGGUAAACAUGGGCUCUGGAGGCUUUAACGGGCAAAAUAAGUGUAGACAGACCAGUCACACAUUAGAACCUUAUGGGCGCAAUUCAACCAGAAAAAAUAUGUGAUGCCAUUGCCACCUCCAGUUGACCGUCUUCUCACAGCUAAAUGUGUUUGGACAAAUGUUCCUUCUUGGCGAAGUUGCAGCCUAUCAGAUUUCAGCAUGAUAAAAGUGUUGUGAUGUAAUUUGCUGAUUGGUUAUGCUCCUCUGACCUCAGAUCAAUGCUUUUGCCUCAUGGGCUCAAAUAAUUAGAAUACUUAGACUUUGAAAAUGUAACACAGUCUAAUUUCAUAACCUAUGAAAGACAGAACACAUUGCAAAGUGCACUUAAUUACUUAAAUAUGUCAUAUUUUACAGAGUGUACAGAAUUUAAAGUGUACUUGGUUGUACAAAGACUCUACUAUGCUACUUUGGCAUAAUGGCUCUAAACACAUAUGCAUAUACAUGUCUGUUUUUUUAUUACAUUGUGCUGGUCAUAACACAUAUAAGGGCUAUGGAGCAAGAUACAUACAAAAACAAAUGCCUAAAUCAAACAUGGUUACGUCAAGGAAAUACUUGAUACAGUGCUUUACGUUUACGUUAAGAAAAUACACUUUUUACUUUAUGUGCUGUUGAUUUGUACCACUAAAAUCCUGUAUAUGCACUGCUGAAAUAAUAAAUGUACAUUUGUUUAAACAGG
Molecule: messenger RNA, 6630 nt
Organism: Micropterus salmoides (largemouth bass)
Lineage: Eukaryota; Metazoa; Chordata; Actinopteri; Centrarchiformes; Centrarchidae
Gene: scara5
Product: scavenger receptor class A, member 5 (putative)
Exons: 9
Coding region: 62-1273 (403 amino acids)
Cellular component (GO): membrane
Source: RefSeq, a predicted model, not a curated record